Molecule: messenger RNA, 1497 nt
Organism: Perca fluviatilis (European perch)
Lineage: Eukaryota; Metazoa; Chordata; Actinopteri; Perciformes; Percidae
Exons: 3
Coding region: 273-1334 (353 amino acids)
Source: RefSeq, a predicted model, not a curated record
AUGAAUGUCUGUCGGGACCAGAAUUAAUGCUCAGCAACUGGUUUCUAUCGUCAAGUUUCACAAGACACCGACAAAUGAAUGAAAAAUAGUUUAUUUCCUGGUUAGUCGGGAAUGGGUCCUGAAAGGCCACGCCCACACCACAUCUGCAUCUAUCACCAGUUAAUUCAAAAACCAGUUAAACCAAAACACCGGGUGUAUGGGAGAGGAGAGAGCGUCCGCCCCAGGUGUCGGAGGAUGACGGCGACGCAGCCUGCGACAAAGCUUGUAUCCCUAUGGACCACGACUACGCUUCGGCUCCAGAUCCUGCAGUUGUUGAUUUAGCCCUUGAUGACAACACGUCUCUCAGAGAUGAGAUUCUCAAGCUGAGGGAACACGUCGAGAAGCUGACAAUGAAUCAGCGCUUUGGAAUUCAUCGUUUUGCUGCCUCAGACAAGGACAUACGUUUUUUCACAAGAUUUGCAUCCUAUGACGUGCUGAUGAGAUUCUGGGCCUUAAUAGAGCCAUCACUGCCAUAUAUGGUCAGUGUGACACACGCACAGAGAGGCACCUUUACAGAGCCAAGUUCCACUGUAACUCGUUCCCUGCAGCCCAUUAAUGAGAUGUUCAUGUUUCUCAACUACCUGGCACUGGGUUCAAAACAGCGUGACCUUGCUGACCGGUAUGGAGUCCACCAGUCCACAGUCAGUCGGAUCAUUACAACGUGGAGCAACUUUCUGUACACUGUGCUAGGGUCUGUGAGGAUCUGGAUACCAGAGGAGAAAAUAAGGGCACAUCUGCCAGCUGAGUUUAAGGACUAUGCAGACACUACAGUCAUCCUGGACUGCACAGAGCUGAGGUGCCAGUGCCCUUCAUCACUUCUUCUCCAAAGUGAAAUGUUCUCAGCAUACAAGUCCCACUGUACUCUCAAAGGGCUGCUUGGAGUGGCUCCUCAUGGGGCAGUCACAUUUAUCUCUCCACUGUAUGCUGGUUCUAUCAGUGACAAGCAGAUCAUGCGAGAGUCUGGAAUUCUCUCCCUUUUGAGACCUGGGAUGGCCAUCAUGGUCGACCGAGGUUUUCUUGUUGAUGACCUUGUGCCUUGCAAGAUUUAUAGGCCAGCAUUUCUCUCUGGAAGAUCCCAGAUGUCUGCCUGUGAGGUCAGGGAGACCCAAGCAAUUGCACGCCUCAGAGUGCAUGUUGAGCGCCUCAUACGGCGUGUUAAGGAACACAAGUUCUUUGACACAGAGAUUCCACUUCGGCUUUUUGGCAACAUUAAUCAGCUGUAUACUGUUGCAUGUCUUCUGACAAACUAUGAAAACGGGCCUCUCGUAAAGGCUUGGGCAAAGAAGCCAGAGUAGCAGUAGUAGAAAACUUUCUUUAAAUGUACAUUUGUAAAUUACUUUGUAUAAAUUGAUUUUUAUAGUUCCUCAUGCACUGCUGCACAUACUCUUUGAAUAAAGAACUGGAUUAUUUGCAUGUUAUAUGUACUUUACCUCACCAGUGCUUUUAAGCCAUCUGUAA